AUGGCUGACGAGAACGGCUCUGAGCCGAUUAAGCGCGAUGUUCGCAAUCACAUGCUCUUUGAAGUGGCGACGGAGGUGGCCAACAGGGUGGGCGGCAUCUACUCGGUACUGAAGUCUAAGGCGCCCGUCACUACGGCUGAGUACGGCGAGCGCUACACCAUGAUCGGACCUUUGAAUCGAGCUUCGGCCGCCGUUGAGGUGGAAGAACUUACACCGUCCAGCCCAGCUAUGCGUGAUACCAUCGCAUCUAUGAAAGAGCGUGGCAUUGAGAUCGUCUACGGUCGCUGGCUGAUUGAAGGGGCCCCGCGGGUGCUGCUCAUCAAUACCGGCACGGGUUACCGAUGGCUGGACGAGUGGAAGGGCGAUCUGUGGAACACCUCCGGCAUCCCGGCGCCCGCUGCCGAUCACGAAACCAACGAGGCCAUUGUCUUUGGAUACUUGGUCGCAUGGUUCCUGGGCGAGUACAUCGCCCACGAGCGCCGUCGGGCCGUGGUGGCUCAUUUCCACGAAUGGCUAGCUGGUGUGGCCUUGCCAUUGACCAAGAGGCGUCACAUGGAUCUGACCACCAUUUUCACCACACACGCUACUCUGCUGGGUCGUUAUCUCUGUGCUGGCUCAGUGGAUUUCUACAAUAACCUCCAACAUUUCGAUGUGGAUGCCGAGGCUGGGAAGCGUGGAAUCUACCACCGGUACUGCAUUGAACGCGCGGCUGCGCACAGCGCAGACGUCUUCACUACAGUGUCCCACAUUACGGCUUUUGAGAGCGAGCAUUUGCUCAAGCGCAAGCCCGAUGGUGUCCUCCCGAACGGUCUGAAUGUCAAGAAAUUCUCCGCCAUGCACGAGUUCCAGAACUUGCACUCGCAAGCUAAGGAGAAGAUCAAUGAUUUUGUUCGCGGUCACUUCUACGGUCACAAUGAUUUCGAUCUGGAUGACACUCUUUACCUCUUCACCGCUGGUCGGUACGAGUACCGGAAUAAGGGAGUGGACAUGUUUAUCGAGGGAUUGGCUCGUCUCAACCAUCGAUUGAAGACCAGCGGCUCAACUACUACAGUGGUCGCCUUCAUCAUCAUGCCCGCGCAAACCUCUUCCUUGACGGUGGAGUCGCUCAAGGGACAGGCCGUGGUCAAGUCCCUCCGCGAUACAAUUGAGAACAUUGAGCAGGGCAUUGGAAAGCGGAUGUAUGAGCGUUGCCUUUCGUGGAAGGAGGGUGACAACAUGCCCGAUGAGAAGGAUCUCAUCACCAGCCAAGAUCGGGUUCUUUUGCGCCGUCGCCUGUUCGCGAUGAAACGCCACGGCCUUCCUCCUAUUGUCACGCACAACAUGGUUAAUGACCACGAGGAUCCCAUUUUGAACCAGCUGCGUCGCGUGGAGAUGUUUAACAACUCCUCCGACCGCGUCAAAAUUGUGUUCCAUCCUGAGUUCCUCAACGCUUCGAACCCGGUGCUGCCACUUGACUAUGAUGACUUUGUUCGUGGAACCCACUUGGGAGUGUUCCCCUCCUACUACGAGCCCUGGGGAUACACUCCGGCCGAGUGCACCGUGAUGGGUGUGCCAAGUAUCACUACAAAUCUGUCAGGAUUCGGAUGCUACAUGGAAGAAUUGAUUGAGAACUCGUCGGACUACGGCAUCUACAUUGUAGACCGUCGGUCGAAGGGAGUGGACGAUUCGGUCAACCAGCUGACUGACUUCAUGUUCAACUUCACCACCAAGAGCCGGCGUCAACGUAUCAACCAGCGUAACCGGACAGAAAGACUGAGUGAUUUGCUUGACUGGAAGCGUAUGGGUCUGGAAUACGUCAAGGCGCGCCAAUUGGCUCUCCGUAGAGCCUAUCCCUCCUCCUUUGACGAGAAAGAAGAUUAUUUCGAUAUCAUCGGAGGUACCGAUCAGAAGAUCUCCCGUCCUCUUUCUGUUCCGGGUUCUCCUCGGGAUCGCUCGGGAAUGAUGACCCCCGGUGAUUUUGCUUCACUCCAGGAAGGCCGCGAGGGCUUGAGCACCGAAGACUAUGUCGCCUGGAAGCUUCCUGAGGAAGAAGAACCCGAUGAGCACUUUUAUCCACUCACGCUCCGGACUCGGAAGUCUGGUGACCGACCACAGUCUCCCCUGGACAGCAUUUCGGUAAAUGGGGACGACGCUAAGGAUGAAGAGUGA
Molecule: messenger RNA, 2148 nt
Organism: Penicillium pulvis
Lineage: Eukaryota; Fungi; Ascomycota; Eurotiomycetes; Eurotiales; Aspergillaceae
Product: Glycogen synthase
Exons: 4
Coding region: 1-2148 (715 amino acids)
Biological process (GO): glycogen biosynthetic process
Cellular component (GO): cytoplasm
Molecular function (GO): alpha-1,4-glucan glucosyltransferase (UDP-glucose donor) activity
Source: RefSeq, a predicted model, not a curated record